Gorilla gorilla gorilla (western lowland gorilla) is the source of this 10149-nucleotide messenger RNA. It is a transcript of the gene AFG1L, whose product is annotated as AFG1 like ATPase. The transcript is spliced from 13 exons. NCBI's taxonomy places the organism in Eukaryota, Metazoa, Chordata, Mammalia, Primates, Hominidae. Bases 220 to 1665 code for a protein of 481 amino acids. The record is from RefSeq and is a predicted model, not a curated record. Gene Ontology annotation, molecular function: ATP binding; ATP hydrolysis activity. Gene Ontology annotation, cellular component: cytoplasm; mitochondrion.
CAUGCUGGGAGUCGUAGUCCCGGCUGGCAGCGUCCGGAAGGACGGGAGGGCACGGAGUGCAGCCCGCCCAUGUGGCUACGGGAGGUCACGUUCCGUAACUGAUCCCUUGGUUCUCUCGGGUGGAGCCUUCAGCGUGCACGGCGGGAUUUGACUUUGCCACCGUCUCUCUUCUGGGUUUCAAUAAAGUUUUCCUCUUCCUCUCCUCGUACGGAGUUCAAGAUGGCGGCCUCCUGGUCGCUCUUGGUUACCCUGCGCCCCUUAGCACAGAGCCCGCUGAGAGGGAGAUGUGUUGGGUGCGGGGCCUGGGCCGCCGCUCUCGCUCCUCUGGCCACCGCCCCUGGGAAGCCCCUUUGGAAAGCCUAUACGGUUCAGACAUCCGAGAGCAUGACCCCAACUGCCACUUCAGAGACUUAUUUGAAAGCUUUGGCCGUUUGCCAUGGACCUCUGGACCACUAUGAUUUUCUGAUCAAAGCUCAUGAGCUAAAGGAUGAUGAACAUCAAAGAAGAGUCAUACAGUGUUUGCAGAAAUUACACGAGGACCUUAAAGGAUACAAUAUAGAGGCAGAAGGCCUUUUUUCAAAGCUUUUUUCAAGGAGCAAACCUCCAAGGGGCCUGUAUGUUUAUGGAGAUGUUGGUACAGGAAAAACAAUGGUGAUGGACAUGUUUUAUGCUUAUGUGGAAAUGAAGAGGAAAAAACGGGUUCAUUUUCAUGGUUUCAUGCUAGAUGUGCACAAAAGAAUACAUCGCCUUAAACAGAGUUUGCCAAAAAGGAAACCAGGAUUCAUGGCUAAAUCAUACGACCCAAUAGCUCCCAUAGCCGAAGAAAUCAGCGAAGAAGCAUGUCUCCUAUGUUUUGAUGAAUUUCAGGUCACUGACAUUGCUGAUGCCAUGAUUCUGAAACAGCUUUUUGAAAAUCUGUUCAAAAAUGGGGUCGUCGUUGUGGCAACAUCCAACAGGCCACCGGAAGAUCUCUAUAAAAAUGGACUCCAAAGAGCUAACUUUGUACCAUUCAUAGCAGUCUUGAAGGAAUAUUGUAAUACAGUCCAGCUAGAUUCUGGGAUAGAUUACCGGAAAAGGGAACUUCCUGCUGCAGGAAAACUCUACUACCUCACAAGUGAAGCUGAUGUGGAGGCUGUCAUGGAUAAGUUGUUUGAUGAGCUGGCUCAGAAACAAAAUGAUUUAACUAGACCAAGGAUUCUAAAAGUGCAAGGCAGAGAGCUGCGCCUGAAUAAAGCCUGUGGAACCGUUGCCGACUGCACAUUUGAAGAGCUGUGUGAGAGACCACUUGGAGCCAGUGACUAUUUGGAACUAUCAAAGAAUUUUGAUACAAUAUUUUUACGAAACAUUCCGCAAUUUACUCUGGCAAACAGGACUCAAGGUCGAAGAUUCAUAACUCUCAUCGAUAACUUUUAUGACCUCAAGGUGCGUAUAAUUUGCUCUGCGUCGACUCCUAUAUCAAGCUUAUUUUUGCAUCAACAUCAUGACAGUGAGUUGGAGCAAAGCAGAAUACUGAUGGAUGAUUUGGGGCUGAGCCAGGAUUCAGCAGAAGGACUCUCCAUGUUUACCGGAGAAGAGGAAAUCUUUGCAUUUCAGCGCACAAUUUCCCGACUCACGGAAAUGCAGACUGAACAGUACUGGAAUGAAGGAGACAGAACCAAGAAGUAACUGUCACUUUUGCAUAAAUAAAACUCUAGACAAAUGGUUAACGCAGGCAGAACUCCUUAUUGUGGGACUUGAAGGAAUCAUUUUCUCAUCAUUAAUUAUGCACUUUGUCCUCUGGACCAUUUUAAUCUAAAAUUGCUCUCAAGGAUCUAGUGGAUUAGCAAGUUAAACACUUAACAUUUUUUAGGUCUGCUUUUUCUUAUUUGGCCUUAUUUCUGCACCAUGAAAUUAAAAUCAUCUCAUUCCUGAAGAUGAAUGUAGGACCAGACAUUUUAGCUUCACAUUAAACCACCUGAAUGAACCUUGAAUGCACAAGUAAAUGCAAGACAUCUGGAUACCUUCAAGCUUUGGCUGCAUGGUGGUGGCAUGUUAGAAAUACAUCUUUUAUAAUGGGGGAAGAAUGCCCUAUGUUUCAAUUCAAAACAAAGACAGUUUUCCAAUCUGAUAUAAACUAAAAGGGAUAAUAUUUUAGAAUAUGGGCUUAUAUGUGGGGUUUUUUUUUUUUUUGGUUAUGAAUUACAGUAAAUCUCCCAGGCCUUCAGAUUUCUAUGUAAUGGAAGAAUAUGUUUUUAACCCUGAGAUCAAGUUUAGAAGGCAGGACUUGAUCUCAAGUGGUCACAAAGUUUUCUAAAAAAAAUAGAAAAUUAUGAUGGGAUCAAAUAAGGAGCAAGUGUCAAAUUCCAGCCAACAGGCAGAUCUGCAGGCAGAGCUACAAACUCUGCAGCCAGGAAUGGGGACCAGUGAGAGAGUGUGGGCGGGGGGGUAGGUGUCAGAGUCGUAGGCACUCCAACAGCAGAGGAGACUCCCGCUCACAUGAGGCCGGCCGUACCCCAGUGGACAGCAGGCUCCUUCCCACUGUUAUAGACACUUGCUCUCCUUGCAGCAUGCUGCCCCCGCCCUUGCCGCCGACUCUGCCGUGAGAUGGACCUAAUAGGAAAUAGGAAAGAACGCCUGACAAGCCUGCUUCACAGGAAAUCUGAUUUGUCCUUCACUGAGCUCAUUUUUUGCUUCUUUGAGUAAAACCUGGCUUUACUAACUAUUGUCACAAAGUGGAUCGUCAGCUGUGGAUGAGUGUGAAAAACAGAAAAAAUAUAAAAUCCACAAAAUCUUGUGAAAAUUAAGCAUUUGGGGGAAGGUAAGGCAUAGGUGAGUCAGUCCAAUGAAUACAAUGGUCAACAUAAGUAAGCUCUUUGAACCUAUUUAUUUUUUAUUUAUUAUUAUUUUUAUUUUUUAUAUCUUGGCCACUCUAGCCAUCUCCUGGCAGGGGUAGUGUGGCACAGCAUGGCCCUAUUUAAUUUCUUAGUCAAUAAUCCAUCACAUAGUCUCUUUUAGGUAUUAACCUAAUUAAGGCAAGCAGGUGGAUGGAUGAGUACCCAAGCCUAGAGAAGAGUUUAAAUCAAGCCUUCUGUAAAUGAAAUGUGGUUUAAAGAUAUUUUUAUUGAAGUGAAACACAGUAAUUUCAAAGAGGUUACGUAAUAGGGAGAAAGGAUGGGAAAUAACCACUUUGUGCUGGAUUGAAUGCUACAUAUUUACAUUAGCUCAGUUAAAAAAAAUAGUCUUAGAAAGUGAAUAUUAUAACCCCUGUUUAAAAAUAAGAAAACUGAGUCUUGGGAAAGUUAAGUAGCUUGACCUGAGAUUCACAGUUUACAACUACAAAACUCAUAUACUAUAUUUUAUACCACACUGUCUCUUACUCUUACUAUUUAAAAAAAAGAGAUUGUUUUAAAAAUUGAUUCAUUUAACUCAGUGAAUGAAGUUGAAGAUAAAUUUACAACAGAACCAUUGAUUUGAACUCAGUGAAUAUAAAAUGUUUAACUUUAUUCUUUAGAUCUUAGCUUUUUACUUUUCACAUUCCUUUGGUAAUUAUUCUGUAUCUUAAUUUUUUAAAAAAUCAUGUGAAGGGACAGACAGAUAGAUGGACAGUAUGACCGAUAGACAGACCUGUCCCUGAGUGUGAGUGUAUGUAGAAGAGUCCCCCUGUCAAGUUAUGUUAUGAAAGUUCAUCUGAGGUCAGAUAUUGGGAAUAAAGUUUCAUUUUUCCAUUGAAACAAUCACGUAAUGUUAGUUGGGGUGCUGGUCAAACGCAUAGGAGCCUAUGUAAUUCUCAGUGUAGCUUCCCUACAAUGUCAUUUUGGUACGAAAGAACUUAAACCCUGAGAAAAAAACUGUAGCUCAGUCUCCACCUAAGUAACUAGAGCAUGUGCCCACUUCUGUGCCCCCAAUCCACAAUCUCCUUCCCCAGUUCCAGGGGCCUGGUGGGAUUGGCUGCAGUGGAAGAGGCUCUUUGAGCUGGGAGAAGGGUUUAUGCAGAAAGUGGGGCUAGAAGGCUUUGACUGGAUCUCUGGAGGGGAGGGAGUUCCAUGGUGGCUGGAAAUCUCCAAAGUUUGUUUCAUAAAAUAGCAUGCAAGAAAAAAACCCAAGUCUUCAAGAAUAGCCAUCACUAGGAAACAGUAUGGUAGCUCUACUAAAAGAAAAGUAAUGCCAACAUGAAAAACAACCCCUAGAUUGGAGAGCAACAUUUCACUUUGUAUGUCUUUCUUCUGAGCCCUGCCCCUAUUGCAUUCUCAGCAUUCCAGUCUUUCUUCAUAGAAGUCUCUCAGCAAAUGCUCUUUUUUUGAAAUGCCUUAAAUGUAUACUUUGAGACAGAGGUUUGAGCUGAGUACUGCUGUGGAAAGCUCCUGCUCAAUUCAAAACACAGACGGGGAGAUGUCUUUAGAGUCAGGAGAAAACAUCAUGUGCCAAGGGUGCUCUCCAAACUGAUGACUAGUUCCCAGACUUAACAGAGGUCAAGCGGAGAAAAAGGAAAACUUUCUUUAGAGAAGAAAAAGAAAAAUCUUAUCACUUCUCAUAUUUCUUUAGGCAGUGUAUGAGCUUAUUUGCUGAUAUCACUAAUCCUGAGAUGAAAAACAGGAUGGACUUAAGUAAUUUUUAACCUAUUUCUGAGGCCAAAAAGACUGUAGUAUUAUUUUAAUCAAAUUUAUGCAUUUUCAGCGGGACUUCAAAUUUCAAUAAUAAGGCAAUACUUUUAUCUUCUUAAAGUAUAUUUCCUGCACUUAUAAGUGUGCAAAUGACAUAAUUUUAAAAUUAGUUGGAAUAUUGAAAAAAAUUAAAAUUUCACUUGUAAAAGAAGUGGAUGUGCUUAUAUCCAUUUAUUUAUUUAAGAAACACAUGAUGUUUUCUGUGUCCUGGGCAUGGUUCUAUGUGCUUUAUAAGUAAACUCUUUUGAUCCAUAUAACAGUCUUAUGAGAUAGGUGCCAUUAUAAUCAUUUUAUAGACAGGGAAGCUGAGACACAGAAAACAGCUAAAACAGAUUAAUAAAUUGCUAAGAUAUAACUGAAGUCAAUAAAAUUAGCAAAGUGCUAACGUAUUAAAUUUUCCAUUUCAUUGCCUCUGUCCUGAAAACAGUAUUGCUGGUCCAUGUAACUUGAAUCUACACUUGACGGCUGCUUUACCUGAGAUUAAAAACAUGCAGAAGGAUUGGGCGCCUGGGUCCCUGACAUUUGGGUUCCUGAUCAGUUACGGGAAUCUGUCUUGCAGCAAGUCUGUAAGUUACCUUUAUUAGAUUUACUAAUCUCAAAAGAAGUCACUUGCUGGUAGGAAAGGAUUUUCUUUGGAAAUGAGUUUAUAACUUCUUUUACAGUCAGAAUUAAGAUGAAUGUUCCCUAUUGGCAUAUAGCAGUUCAUUUUUCUGGAACAGAAAAUUACAAAUGUUAAAAUCUGCCCUCUUGUCGAGUGUCUACUGACUCAGUCCAGCAGCUCACUAGGACCCUCACAUCUGUUGCCCUAGCUGGUCAUUCGGUCCAGUCAAACAUGCCUGUCCACUGGCCUUUCGUCUGUGCUGCGUGGAGCCAUCAGUCUGUCUUACCUGCUUGCCUAGGGGGCUUUCCGGAUGUCGUCCCGAGAAUUUUCCCGUCUCAGGGCUGUACUUUCUGGGUUCCCGGUGGUUGAUUGCUGGUCUCUAAUGAUGCAGUGGGAAGGGCUUGAGAUCUGGCACUGGAAAAUUCAGUUCUGCUAAUUAUUGUUUUGUGACCUCGACCAAGAUAGUGCUCUGAGCCUCAGUUGUGUCAUCUUAUAAAUGGGAAUCAUAAUGCCCAUUUCAUAGAGUUACUAUGAGGAUUGUUGGUGAAAAGCGCUUUGCAAAUGGCAAAGGAUUAAACGAACAUCAGUUGUUAUUGAUACUAAUGAUUAUGAUCAUAAAUCCUACUUUCUGCUUUGUGUUAUAGCCUUUUGAGGAAUGCAAAACAGAAGACACAUUCCAACCCACUGGUUUCUAACAGAAGGGAAAAGAUACGCAUUAAAUGGCUAGACACCAAAAGCACACGGGUCUGGCUUAAUGAGAUGCUGGAGAAGAUUGUUAAAUUCAAAUCCGUGUUUUCAGGAUUAAUACAGAAAAUGAAUUGUUGCUUGUUUGGUGAACAUCAAAGAUUUCCCAGAAAGAGGGCACCAUCUUGUGGUCAGUAGGAUGAACUGACAGGAGAAAAAAAAGGCCAGUGGUUCUCAAGGUUACACAUUCCUAGGCCUAGGUCCACCUCCAGGGUCAGAUAUGGUGGGUCAGAUGUGGGGCCCCAGCAUCAGCACUUGUUAAUGUUCCUUGUAAGAUUCUAAGGUGCAGCAGGGUUGAUCACCGCCAAUCAGGCAGGCCGUGGAGCUCUUGCCUGUGACUACACAGCCGGUACGCACAGAGAGCCCUGCCUGCAGCUGGGUCCUGACUCUGGGCGCCUGAUGCAGAGACCACGGCACUUUCCAGGGAGCAGAGGCUGUUGCUAUGAUUCCUGGAGCCCAGGUCAUCAGCACACUGGCACACACAAAAGCACCUCCCAGAGCCCACCCCUCUCCUCCCUGGAGACCAAGGCUCCUCUGCCUUUCUUCUCCACCCACACUAACAACGUCAAAAUAGGUAACCACGCAGCACUUCCUAGUUUAGAAAGCACUUAAGGAGGCCAAGGCGGAAGGAUCGUUUGCUCCUACCAUAUCCGUCGUCCACAGCAAAUUCUGCAAGGGAGAUGCGAUUAUCCUACUACCGAUGAGGAAACUGGGGCACUCGGAGGGUAAGUGGUUUCACAAGCAUAUCGAGUAAGCACAUGUCUUCUGGAUCCCAACCCUGUGCUCUGCAGCCCUUCUGGUAGUAGUAAUAAUAGUAGCCCCCAUUUUAAAGUCGUCGUGGGUCUUGAGGCUAGAACAGGAAAGAUGUGGGUGUAGGGGUAUGCACAAGGGUGUUGUUUUGCACAACCCCAUAUGUGAUGGCAAAGAACUGGAAUCAGUGGUUGGCAAACUUUGAAAUAUUUAAUCUUCACAAUAAUUGAGAGAGUGUCCUACUUUGUCACCCAGGCACAAUCAUGGCUCGCUGCAGCCUUGACCUCCCAGGCUCAAGUGAUCCUUCCACCUCAGCCUCCCAAGUAGCUGGGACUACAGGUAUGCACCACCAUGCUGAGCUAAUUUUUAAAAUUUUUUUAAAAACACAGAUGGGCUCUGGCUAUGUUGCCAGGGCUGGUCUCGAACUCCUGGGCUCAAGUGAUCCUCCCACCUUGGCCUCCCAAAGUGCUGGAAUUAUAAGCAUGAGCACCACGUCUGGCCCCACUUUCCACUUUCAAAAUGCUUGCAGACCCCAAAGAGCUUUUAUGUGGGUGGGAUAUAUAAUCACCAGUAUUAGAAAUCAAACAGAAAUUGUUAGAUAUUUAAUUCAUUUAAAAAUAACAAUAAGCACAUGAAAUAUUACCUAAAUAGCAUUAUGAAAAAUAACAGCAUUUCCAAAACAAAAAACAAGUUAGUGAGAAAAGUGGCAUUGUUUUAAAUUUUUGCCAAUGUCUGGUUUAGUAAAAUACAGACAGAUUCUCAUACCUGCCUCUGCAUUCAGUCUGUUGGAAUAUCACACAUCAUGUAGCUCCUGAAAAAAUCAACUCUGUGCAUGUGGGAGAAUGAGUGAGAAAGGUAAAUAAUGUCUUAGUGGUUUUAUGGAAAAUGACUUUGACCUCAUGGACUCACUAGGAGUCACAGGUCCCUCAAGGGUCCCUGGACCACACUUGGACAAGGCUGAGUUUAUUGCUAAUGGGAUGAAGGAUUCCCAUGUGCCCACUGGAGACCACUGGUAAGAGCUGGUAUUGGCAACUGGAGUGGAGAGAGGGUGCUAAGCAUGGGAAGGGUGGGGCCAAGCUGGAUGGGAAUUUGAAUACAGGAGAAGAUGGUAGCCAGUCUACCCAUUGAGACCCCCUAGCCACUGCCUCACAUCAUCCUUGUUGCUGCCUGCUGCUCUGAGCCCUAAGCACUUUGCCAGCCCAGCCCCAACCUUGCAACUCUCUUCUUUAGCUUCUCCUGUGUCUCAGCUCCUCCUUCUCUGAAAGCUUCUGGUUCCUUUUCCUUUUCUCACCAUCUAAGUUCUUUCUUGGAUCCACAUAAAAAUGGUGAUUAUAAAAAACAACACCCAAUAUUAUACAAAGUACUUUCACACAUAACGUCUUUUUCACACUCUUUUCUUGAUGUCCAUAGCAACAAAUACCAGCCGAUGCCAGUUAUUCUCAAGUGUGUCUUCCCAUCCCUGACUCCACCAGUCUCCUGUUCUGUACUUCCAAUUGCCUACUGGAUCUCUCCUUUUGAAUGUUGCUUAAACUCAGUGUGUCUCAAAUAGUUACCCAACCCAAUCCUCCACACUGAAAUAUCUUCUGGCAGUGCUACACCUUUUGCAAUGAUACUGUCUCAGGCACUCACACAGCUGCAGUACUCUAAUACUCUGCCACUGGCCCCUUGGCAGUCGACAAGAGCCAGUGAUGUUGGGAACAGAAAAGAAGGGAUAGACAUUAGAAUCAUGUUACAUGAUGGAGAAAGGGUUCAAGAUAAGUAUCAGUGCAGGACAGGACUUGGAGAAUGGUUAGUUAUUGGAAUGAAUGGCAAAUUCAACAAUCUGAAGACAGGAGCAGUUUGAGCAAAGGUGAUCCCAGGACUUUCAGCCUGUCCUGCAUGUUUCUACGGUUUCAUCUACAGUGACUGGAUCAGUUCUGGAGUCUCCCAGUUCUCAUUAUCCACCUGGGGGCUGGGGAUAAGACUCCAGAGAGUCCUAGGACAAGCUGGCCUUUGGGAAUGCAGUAGAUAGUUCUCAUUUCUCUGAUUCACUCUUUAGUUUAUUGAAUAAACACUGUCAAGUGCUUCUUAUGACAAGGCACUCUGCUAGAUGCUAUGUGGGACAUAAUGAAGUUUAAAGCUUUAAAAAAAAAAAAGUCAUUAUUUUGGCCAGGCAUGAUGGCUCACGCCUAUAAUCCCAACACUUUGGGAGGCCAAGGUUGGGGGAUCACUUGAAGCCAGGAGUGAAAAGAAAGAAAAAAGAAAAAGAAAAAGAGUUAUUAUUUUAAUAGGAGAAUCUAUAGGUUGGUUACAUUGCUCCUUAAGGAAAAGUCAGCAAUUUAAAUCAAAAUUAAAGCUUGAAUCUCUAAAACUGGCUAACCUCAUCUGGAACAUGUGGCUCCCGCUUGCACCUAAGAUCACCUUCUCCACUGUCUACCAGGCUAGCAUGAGCCACACCUGUUCAGUUUUCCAACUCUCAGCUAAGAGAAAGACUUCAUUAAUAUUUGGAGGAUACAGGCCGGGCACAGUGUCUCAUACUUGUAAUCCCAGCACUUUGGGAGGCUGAGGUGGGUGGAUUGCUUGAUGCCAGGCAUUCAAGACCUGCCUGGCAAACAUGGUGAAACCCCAUAUCCACAAAAAAUAUGAAAAUUAGCCAGGCAUGGUGGUUUGUGCCUGUAAUCCCAUCUUCUCGGGAGGCUGAGGCAGGAGAAUCACUUAAAUCCAGGAGGUGGAGGUUGUAGUGAGCCAAGACUGUGCCUUUGCACUCCAGCCUGGGCAACAGAGUGAAACUCUCAAAAAUCUAUAUAUAUUUUGGGGAUACAGAUAAUAAAUUCAGAAAAUACUUGGAAUCUAGAUGAUAUGGCUAAUAAAAUUUAAUGUGAUCAUCUUCAGCAUGAAUCUCCACUUUGUUCUAGCUCUCCUUCCAGAUUCCAGAUACCUCUUCUAUCCCCUCCACAAGACGAUACUCACAGACAUACAUAUACCUCUGAGUGCUUCCUGGAAAGGGCAGAGUCCAAAAAGAAGCCUCUUCUCCAUGACAGUCAUUGCUAGAACUUGCCCAUAACCAGUUCUCUCUUUCCAAGCACACAGGUGGGGUCACACUUUCUGGCCCCUUGGCAGUUAGGCAAGGCCAUGUGACUAUUUCUGAGCAGUUAGUUGGCAGUGAGUGGAAGUGAUGUGACGUGUCAUUUCCAAGGUGAAGCUCUUACUAGCUGGCUUGAGAACUUUUAGAUCUCUUUUCUUUUGCAUGGAAAACCUGGAAAUACCAUGUUGAGACAGAGACAACCAAGAUAAAAUUGCCUGGAAGGCUGAGCCACCACGUGAAAAUGCCAAACUACCCAUGGCAAAUGCUGUGUGAGCAAGAAAUAAAAUUACAUUCUGUUUUUUUCUUGGAGAAAUAAGGGAAAAAAUAAAAAUAAAUUACAUUCUAAUAAA